Acaulospora morrowiae is the source of this 205-nucleotide messenger RNA. NCBI's taxonomy places the organism in Eukaryota, Fungi, Glomeromycota, Glomeromycetes, Diversisporales, Acaulosporaceae. The record is from the annotation of a GenBank genome assembly.
AACAUGUUCAGCAGUAAGGACUUCUAGGCUUUACUUACCCUCCGAUUGUACUUCCCGGUUAUGUAAAGUUAGCACUUGCCUAGUUGACAUAGAUACAACUGAAAAAUCGUCAAUGGAAUUGGAUAAUGAGGAAAAGUUUCAGAAAGUAUGCAUCGCAGUCGGAACAGCAGAGAUGAGCAUAAGUAUCCAAACUAAUAGAAGGACA